Molecule: messenger RNA, 481 nt
Organism: Daphnia magna
Lineage: Eukaryota; Metazoa; Arthropoda; Branchiopoda; Diplostraca; Daphniidae
Gene: TfIIA-S
Product: transcription initiation factor IIA subunit 2
Exons: 4
Coding region: 66-398 (110 amino acids)
Biological process (GO): transcription initiation at RNA polymerase II promoter; RNA polymerase II preinitiation complex assembly
Cellular component (GO): transcription factor TFIIA complex
Molecular function (GO): TBP-class protein binding; RNA polymerase II general transcription initiation factor activity
Source: RefSeq, a predicted model, not a curated record
ACCUCUUGUCAGUUCCAUUGAGUGAUCCUCAAGAAUUCGAACUUUUUACAAGUUUAUUCGAAAUCAUGGCGUAUCAACUGUAUCGAAACACAACUUUGGGAAACACGUUGCAAGAAACACUAGAUGAACUCAUCCAGUUUGGCCAAAUUACUCCUCAACUAGCACUCAAAGUUUUGGUGCACUUUGAUCGCACCAUGAACAAUUCUUUGGCUCUGAAAGUAAAGAACAGGCUUACAUUCAAGGCAGGAAAACUAAAUACUUAUAGGUUUUGUGACAAUGUGUGGACAUUCCUUCUAAGUGAUGUUGAAUUCCGAGAUGUCUCCGAACUUUGCAAAGGAGAAACUGUCAAAAUUGUAGCAUGUGAUGGAAAAGCUGUUCCUCCAACUAAAGAUGAUUAAAGUUGGUUCAACAUCAUAUCAUUACAAGUUUAUGUAUUUGGUGGCCCAGGCACAGAGAAUAAAGAUAAGAUUUUUUUAGUUAA